Fimicolochytrium jonesii is the source of this 2217-nucleotide messenger RNA. RefSeq names its product OPT oligopeptide transporter protein-domain-containing protein. The coding region runs from base 1 to 2217 and encodes 738 amino acids. Gene Ontology annotation, molecular function: oligopeptide transmembrane transporter activity. The transcript has 4 exons. The record is from RefSeq and is a predicted model, not a curated record. Gene Ontology annotation, cellular component: fungal-type vacuole membrane. Lineage: Eukaryota; Fungi; Chytridiomycota; Chytridiomycetes; Spizellomycetales; Powellomycetaceae.
AUGUUGGCAAGACCUGCUUCGCCAAAGCUUCCCCUUGCCGAACCCGUCGUGUCUAGCAGCCAUGGACGAAAGAACCCAGUCGCGGUCCAGCAUGUGGCCUCAACGAAAGAAGAGAACGACAAGAUACUGCACUCCAACAUCGACGAAAAGGACCGCGAACUCGACGCAUUUGACCAAAAGGACAUCGUGCCCAAGAAGCGUCUCUAUGGGUCCUACGUGGACUUGCCUGAAGGGCUCCCCGACGAAGGCUCCGCUCUUACCAUCCGUGCGCUGGUCGUCGGAACCCUGCUUGGAUCUAUCGUGGGCGCAUCCUCCAUCUACCUCGGGCUGAAAACCGGUUUCACCUUCGGCGCUGCUCUGUUCGGAGCGAUUCUGGGUUGGGGUAUCCUCAAGCCCCUUUCCCACUUUACCGGCGGGUUCUUCGGGUCAAAGGAGAACUGCACCGUGCAAACCACCGCCACCGCUGCCGGUGGAUUGCCCUCCAUCUUCGUGGCCGCUGUACCCGCCAUGUACGGUUUGGGCCUGCUCGGGUCGGGACCUCGUGAGGACUUUGGCAAGCUUCUGGCAUUGAACUUCAUCACCGCGUACUACGGUCUCUUCUUUGCCAUUCCCCUUCGUAAAUACUUCAUUUUACAAUUGAAGCUCGUCUUCCCGUCACCGUUCGCCGCCGCUUCCACCAUCGCUUCUCUUCACACCGUCACUGGUGCAGCGGUCGGCAAGAAGAAGGCCUACAUCAUGUUCCUGUCCAUCAUUGGUACCAUCCUCUGGAACGUCAUUGGGUCGGUCUUCAUUCCGGGACUCUACAAGAUGCGCAUCUUCGCGUGGCUCUCAAGAACCGGCUGCGGUUCCACGUGCUGGGAAGCCCACCUGUGGGGUUGGGCCAUCGAAUGGACUCCUGCUUUCAUCGGUGCUGGAAUGCUCACGGGGCUCCAUUCGUCCGUCUCGUUCUUCUUGGGUUCCGUCACCGCCUGGGGUAUCGUCGGCCCCCUGCUGGUUGCAAACAAGUUGGUCGCCGGGAAAGGCUACCUCAGCAUGCCCGGAAAGUCGGUCGACGCUUCCAGCCCCACCGGCGCAACCGCGCGUUACUGGUUGCUCUGGCCUGGUAUCAUGGUCAUGAUCGCCGCUUCUUUCACCGAAUUGUUCUGGAAUUGGCGCACCAUGGUCGCUGGUUUCAAAGGUCUUUACAUCCAGCUUUUCCGCCGGAACUCGGCCUCCGUGGGGAUUGUCGGCGACGAGGACGAAGACCCAGCAGGCCCAGAAGAACAACCCAAAGCCUGGAUGUGGGAUGGCGGUCUCGUUGCGUCGAUCGUUCUGACGGUCAUUGUUGGAUCGACCAUGUUUGGCGUUGGUGUGGGUGAGGGCAUCCUCUCUGUCAUCCUCGCUUUUGUGUUCGCCUUCAUCGGUUUCCAAGCCUCGGGAACCACCGACAUCAACCCCACCGGCGCCAUCGCCAAGACUGCCCAGUUCGUAUAUGGAGGCAUUACUAGGGCCAAGGGGAUGACUGAGCCACCUUUGGUGCAAAACGCGCAGAUGCAAAACUUGAUUUCCGGGGCUGUCGCUUCCGCCGCCGCCAGUCAAGCCGUCGAGAUGGUCGGUGACCUGAAAACCGGCCACUUGCUUCGCGCGUCACCCAAGACUCAGUUCCUCGCUCAAGCCAUUGGCACCUUCUUUGCCACCUUCAUCUCCCUCGGCCUGUACGUCUUCUACGUCGACGCAUACCCGUGUAUCAACACCGUGUACGCGAACAAAGAAGGCGAAUGCAAGUUCGAGUUGACCGCUGCUUCUGCGUGGGCAGCUACAGCUAUCGCUUUAACGCAGAAGAACCCGGGAAUCCCCCACACGGCUGCUGUCGCCGCUCUCAUCAUCGGAGCCCUCACCGUGUGCCUCAUCAUCGCCCGUAAGAUGCUGCCCCCGAGAUUCGCCUGGGUCAUCCCCAACAUGUCGGCCAUCGGCGUCGCAUGGGUCGUCCAAGAAACCAAGUACGGAAACGCCAUGCUUUUGGGCUCGACGAUCGCGUACUUCUGGUCGAAACGCAAUGCGGCAUCGUGGGAAAUCUGGGGCUUCGCAUUGGCUUCCGGGUUCAUCGCCGGUGAAGGAUUGGGCGGCCUCAUCUCGGCGGCCCUGGAGAUUCUGAACUUCGAGGCCUCCUCGGUCGGCUCGAACUUUGCCUGCAACCCAAAGACCUUCGGAAGCUCCGAGGUUCCCUUCUGUGGGUAG